This is a messenger RNA of Porites evermanni, 5355 nucleotides long. The record is from the annotation of a GenBank genome assembly. Lineage: Eukaryota; Metazoa; Cnidaria; Anthozoa; Scleractinia; Poritidae.
AUGGCGGCCAAGUUGUGCAGAACACUUCUUAAAACUAACCCUUGCAGGCUUCAGGUUAGGACGCUGUGUGAUGUACAAGGAUACACUCCAAGGCGAUCUUUUCUCUAUAUCCCAGGAAAUGAAGAGCGCAAAGUGACCAAGGCAACUGGUUUAAAAGCGGAUUGUGUUGUUUUGGAUUGCGAAGAUGGAGUCGCUUCAAACAAGAAGGUAACCUGUUUGGGUUGAAUUUGAGAGAAUUUUAUGAAAACUUAAAGCUUGUGAAAUAAAGAGAUUUUUUCUGUUUUGUGAUCUUGUUAAAGGGAAUUCUGGUCCUUAGCUAGAAAAUGCAUUUAUGUUAAUAACAGCUGACAAGUGCAAUGGAUAAAUAGAUCGGAAUACAUCGGUAGUAAACUAACGAUAAUCACUUUUUCAUUGAUAUCGAUUGAGUCAAUCAUCAUUAGAAAUCGAUGGUUACUUUUUUAUUGUUAUCGAUAUCGUUUUCGAUUUCAUGAUAUUGUCGAUUUCAUUGCCUUUGUGGAUCAAAACACCUCAUCCCUUAAAAAAGUAGUGAAAAUUGGGCUGGUUUGGAUGACCUGCGGACAACAAGCAAAUGUUUUCAUUUGCUUUUCCAUUCACUGUGGAUUUACGCAUCAUUGGAUUGUUUUGAAUCAGUUGUUUUUGCUACAUUUAGGCAGUCUGACUGAGGGGUUAGAACACUUAACUUACAAUCCAGAGAUCCUUAUUUCAAGCCACUCCUCCUCCACCACCUCCCAUCCACUGGUUGGCCUUUUUGAGGCCAUAUUAGGGUCAAAUUGUGACAAGCGACACGGCCUUGAAACAGCAACAUAAGACUAGAUAAAAUGGUAACAAACAACAUAAAGAUGGGUUAAAUACUGAUAGGGGCAUGGCCUACUCCUCAAAACGUGAACCUUCGUCCCUCCCCCUCCCCCCUCCCUCACUCAGAGGCCUUCCUUGUUGACAUAACUAUUUUCUUGUUUAGGAAGAAGCAAGGAGCACUAUUCACAAUCUUCUUGGUCAACUGAACUUUGGCUCUAGUGAAGUGUGUGUCCGUAUCAACUCUAUUGAAACUGGCUUAGCGGAAGAUGAUUUAAGAGCUGCCCUAACAGCAAAGGUUUUGCCUCACUCUAUUGUGGUGCCCAAAGUAGAUACUGUGGAACAUUUGGAUUGGGUAAAUUUCUUUUUAUAUAGCCUUCCUUGAAAAUUCUUGCAGUUAUCUUUUACGCGCAAGCUUGGAAGCUGAGAUUUUGGGCACCUGUCCUUCAUUAGGCUAUACAUGUAGUGAUACUGUUUUUAACAUGGAGAAAUGAAAGGAUUACGUGUGUGUGUUUUUUUGUCAUGAUUGCAAUUCUAACUUUGGUGCUCGUUUCAAAGUACAGUCGAACCUGUUUAAUACGGACACCAAAGGGACAGAACCAGGUGUCCGAUUUACAGAGAUGUCUGUAUUAUAGAGGUAGGGAAUGUAUGAUUUUUGGCAUUUCUGGGACCAAACGAACUGUCCGUAACAGAGAGGUGUCCGUAUUAUAGAGGUGUCUGUAAGGAGAGGUUAGACUGUACCAUUACUAACUUGUAAUACAACCUUACUGAGUCUCUUGACUGUAGAUCACUCAACUGAGAAUUUUUUCUGGGCUUGUGGGUGAUCAAAUUCUUUUCUUCUGUAAUUAUGAGGUCAUUUAAAAGACAAUCCAUAGGUUUUUACUAUGUUUAUUUGCCAUCAAAAAAAUUUUACUUUUUCCUGCAAUAAUCAUCAAUUUAAUAUUUUCCAUAAUCAAUUAUCACGUCACUGAAACAUUUUGAUCAAUGAUCGAUUGAAAUUGAUGACUGGCACACCACUACUUUAUGUGUCUUUUCACUAUUCACUACAUGCAAGUUUUAGUGAACAAGGGGAAUAAAACACUCACAAUUCCAUAUUUGAAUGGUAAUUCACCCAACAUGCUUUAUCCUAGAUUGACUUUUUUAUUGCCCCUUUCAGCUAAGUGAUAAAGUUUCAGCUAUUGCAAAAUCCAAGAGCAGUCAGCUUGGCCUAAUCACCCAGAUGGAAAGUGCUAUUAGUCUUUUGAACCUACGAGCUAUCUGUGAGCAUGGCAGAGCUGAAGACAAAGCCUUCAAGUUUGAGGCCUUAGUGUUUGGUUCUGAUGACUUUCUUGUGAGUAUAGGUAGGAUUAUUAGUUCAGGUAGUUAUUAUAAUUUGCAAACAUGUUAACUUUGUUUCAGAUGUUGUCGUUAUGUCAAAAAAGCUAUACAUUUACCCAAACCCUAUCCUUCUAUAAACUCCAGAUUAGACUCAUUCUAUCCUUUACAAUGGGCCCUUUGAAUUCCAAAAACGCUCACUGUCAAUAUCAAUAAUAUAGAAAAUGGUUGUCUUGCGUUCACUUCCUCCACAUAAAAUAUGGUCAUGUAACAACAGCUAACAAAAUGUUCAAAAAAGCAUGAUGCACGUGCCUAGUCUUGUUUUGCUAAUGUAAACUUACUGCGUUUUGUCCUUCUUGUUGCCUUUGCCGUUGCCUGAACUCAUAUGGGCCACGUGUCGAAGGACUUUUCAUUCUUGACCGGUGCUAGUUUUAGUGACUCAAAAACAGGUCACUGUGCUCAGACCAAUCAGAUUUGCUCUUUAGGGACCUUGGGGAUAAAGUUGUCAAUCAACCUCUCACAACUUCAUCUCUCACUUGGCUGCUUCAUAGCAUAAAAAGCUUGCUCUGCUUGCUAUCUGCUGUGAAAGUGAAACUCGUAAUGUCAGCUGGUGGUAAGUCUAAGGCUAGUGGGGCCAAGCAAACAACAGUUACUGAAACAAAUAAUUUGAAUAAGCAUAACAGGGUGAAACAUUCCAGCUGGCUGGACACAAACCAGUUGGCUAUAAUUUUACAGGGGUGGUUGAGGAUUUGAGCUCAGGAUUAAGUAUGGAGAACUAGCCUAGCUAUCAGUCAGGGUGGGACUUGAAUUUGGGGACUCCAAACUGAAAUUCCAGUGCUCUAACCACUUGGCAAUGAGAGUAUUUGUUUUAAAAAAACUCCAGAAUUGGCCACCUAGUGAUUCUGUAGUUCACACUGAUUGAGUGAGUUCCGUGAGUUCUUCUACAUCAAGUGCAAAAAAUUUCUUUUUUUAGGGGCCAGCCGAACUGAAGAUGUCAAGGAGUUAAUUCAUGCUCGUCAGAGUGUGGUAGUACAUGCCAAGGCAUACGGCCUCCAAGCAAUUGACAUGGUGUAUAUUAAUUUCAAAGGUAAUUUGAAAAUAUGUCCAGGGAAAUAAGAGAUUUAGGCACUAAGGGACAAAAACAAAGCACAGUGGUGAAUUGGUCAAAGAUUUUGAAGACUCGCCUGCAACAGAAACAAAGGACAUAAUGUUGACUUGUCCAGUGCAAGUGUCCAAACUGAAUGAUGAUGUCACCAAAUAUUGAUAUAUUAGUUUGAAAUGCAAUGCAUUGUGGGAAGACUUUCACUCCUUCUCUGGCACCGGGCUAUAACUUUACUAAUUAGUUUCAUUAUAACAAACAUUUAAAGGAGCAGUGUAUCAAUAUGUGGUGAUAUACGUUUCAAAAAAAUUUUUGUAUGUUUCAGAUUUACUUACUGAUUUAAUUAUCAUUUGUCAGCUAAUGUUAGCAGCUAAUAGCAAGAGUGUUGUUUUAGACCCUGAAGGUUUAAGAUCACAGGCAGAAGAAGGAGCAAGGUUUGGAUACACAGGUAUAGUGAGCUCAAACAAGCAGUAUUAUUGACCUACAGUUGUAAGGUGUUCUUUUAGUUUAUAGCCUCUCCUGCAAUAACUGGACGGUUUAACAUGAGGCAUAAUAGACGAAAGUGGAUGUCCUUUUAUAGCAUUAGAAACUUUUCUGAAAAUUUUAAGGUCUUGCCUCUCUAAGAAAUCAUAAACACUUACAGGUUUAGACAUUUAUUUUCUUUUAAAACAGUGGUCUAAGAAACAGUGUACAGGUGUAAGAUUGGGCUCGGACGUGGCGUAGACAGAUAAUGCAUAAUUAAUAUUAGGUAAAACUAUUGUAUUAAAGAGAAGGUCUAUUUCUGACUGAUUGUACCCCUCUUAGCACAGCGUUCCAAGGAUAUGUAGUGAUUUGUUAGCUUUAGUAAGUUUGUUCUUUACGUGCACUGAAAAUUUGCUGUGGCAUAUGAAGAUUUGUAUAAGAACCUUUUCUACAUCCAGUUUUAGCAUACAAAUUUCAAGUCAGAGCAAUGAUUUCAAACAAAUCGAAUAUUUCAUUCGAAGUGCUUGAACUUCAUCAAUGAUGUGAAAUGUAAGAUUUUGUAACAGAAAUGUUGUUACGUAUUCCCAGGAGAGGAUUGUAAGUGAGGGGGAGUUCCGCACCCUGGUCACCAUUCGGAGAGAAGUUUUCUGUCUAACUGUCCCUGACAUGCUUGAAAUCUAAGACUUGUCUACAGGGGGUUUCAUAUUGUGUCCACCCCAUAUUUCCUGGUCUUUCUCUUUACAGGCAAACAAAUAAUACAUCCUGGACAAAUAGACAUUGUGAACAAGGCAUUUUCUCCAAGUGAAGAAAAAUUCAAAUGGGCAUCAGAUGUUGUGACUGCUUUUGAAGAGCAAGAAAAACAAGGAAAGGUCAGUGGAAUAGAUGAUCCAAGGAAAUACCUUGGCAUAAUGUCAUGAGCAGUGUUGGUGUGUGCCAGAAAGCCAAAGAAAAACAAAGAGUAUGACUGAAGAACAGUAAAGACCAACUCUAGCAGUCCAUUUUAAAGAGAUGUUCUAUUUAAAGGGAGUCUAAGAAAAUGUCUGAAGAAUAGCAGAAACCAAGUUUAGGUGUCCUGUUUUAGGGAGGUGUCCACUAUAUAUAGAGUCAAAGAAAAUGACUGAAGAACAACAGAAACCAACCCUAGGUGUCCUGUUUUAGGGAGGUGUCCACUAUAUAGAGAGUCAAAGAAAAUGACUGAAGAACAACAAAAACCAACUCUAGGUGUCCCGUUUUAGGGAGGUGUCCACCAUAUAUAGAGUUAAAGAAUAUGACUGAACAACAACAGGGACCAAACCUAAGUGUCCAUUUUAGGGAGGUGUCCGCCUUGUAGAGAGUCAAAGAAAAUGACUGAAGAACUUCAGGGACUAACUCUAGGUGUCCGCUUUAGGGAGGUGUCCACCUUAUAGAGGGGCAAAGAAAAUGAUUGAAGAACAAUAGGGAUCAACUCUUGGUGUCUGUUUUAGGGAAACAGGGACCAACUAGGUGUCUGUCUAGGGAGUGCCUGCCUUAUAGAGCUAGCUGUCCUUUAAGAGAGAUUUGACUUAAUUUUCAUCUGUUUCUGCCAACAGGGAGCUAUAGAUUUCCAUGGUUAUAUGAUUGAUAUGCCAACUGUUCAACAGGCAAGAAAUGUACUUCGUUUGGCAGAGGCAACAGGAUCCAGCCAGUAA